Molecule: messenger RNA, 535 nt
Organism: Anopheles gambiae (African malaria mosquito)
Lineage: Eukaryota; Metazoa; Arthropoda; Insecta; Diptera; Culicidae
Gene: ND-B15
Product: NADH dehydrogenase [ubiquinone] 1 beta subcomplex subunit 4
Exons: 2
Coding region: 109-426 (105 amino acids)
Cellular component (GO): mitochondrion
Source: RefSeq, a predicted model, not a curated record
GACAGUUCUGCAUUCGCAAGAAAAACAACAAACCCUCGCAGAGCAGCAAGUUUCGCCCGACGGUGUGGAUUGUGGUGCGCGAAAUUCGACCGCUCCUGAGAAAACAAGAUGAGCCAGCAGGAAAAGGCGGCCCGGCGUGCGGCCCUACGCAACGAGUACUGGCGCACGAUGACCAACCCGCACAACCAUCUGCGCGGCGAGAGCGGUGGUGUGUUCGACACUGGCCUAGCCCGGUUCCAGGCGAUGCGCGUUAACCAUUACGAGCACUUCAAGCCGACCGGCCGCUCGUUCAAGAUUGGACUGUUUACCGUCGUCAUCCCGAUCAUUGUGUACGCGAAAAUGAUGAAGAACGAGCGCGACCAGCGGGAACAGCAGUACCGCACCGGUCAGGUGGCGUACGCCGACCGUCGCUUCAAGUUCAUCUAAGUGAAUGCGCUGCUUGUUGUUGGCUUUGUUCUGGCGGGCCGAGACCGUCUAUGGUCGUUGUGCGUAGAAGCUGUGAAAUAAACGGUGUAUAAAGGGAGCUACGAACGAA